AUAAAUCCCGGAGCCUCGGGGCUGCCAGCCAGAGCUGCGGUGCCCGAGGAGGACCUGGUGGCUUCUCCGCGCGCAGCGAGGGCAGCGUGUCCCGGUGGGUUGUUAUUAAAGCAUGUUAUAAACUCAUUCCACUGAAGUGCGAGUAACAGAUAACAGGAUGGAAGUGUGGAGCCCAGGAUGCGCUUGUCAGGAGGAGAUUUGUUAAUUCAUUCACCUUGUUGGUUUCAGUCAGAAUAUGGCUCCCAACGUGAAGUCAGCCAAGAAAGUAUUCGUUUUCUUAGGAAAAUCAGUAUUUAGUCUUCUGGAGACUGUGAUUUUUACCUUAAUCCCAAGGCCACGGAAGAACGUUGCUGGUGAAAUCGUACUCAUAACAGGUGCUGGGAGUGGACUCGGAAGGCUCUUAGCCCUUCAGUUUGCCCACCUUGGAGCUGUGCUUGUUCUCUGGGAUAUCAACAAGGAGGGGAAUGAGGAGACGUGCAAGAUGGCUCGGGACGCUGGGGCCACGAGAGCCUAUGCCUAUACCUGUGACUGCAGUAGAAAGGAAGAUGUGUAUCGAGUGGCCGAUCAGGUUAAAAAAGAAGUUGGUGAUGUUUCCAUCCUAAUCAACAAUGCUGGCAUCGUAACAGGCAAAAGCUUCCUCGACUGCCCAGAUGAGCUUAUGGAAAAGUCUUUUGAUGUGAAUUUCAAAGCACAUUUGUGGACUCAUAAAGCCUUUCUACCGGCUAUGAUCGCUAAUGCCCAUGGACAUUUGGUCUGCAUUUCAAGUUCAGCUGGAUUAGUUGGAGUAAAUGGGCUGGCAGAUUACUGUGCAAGUAAAUUUGCAGCCGUUGGAUUUGCUGAAUCUGUUUUCAUGGAACUAUUUGCCCAGAAAAUAAAGGGGAUCAAAACCACGAUUGUGUGCCCAUUUUUUAUUAAAACUGGAAUGUUUGAAGGUUGUACUACUGGCUGUCCUUCUCUGUUACCGAUUUUGGAACCGGAAUAUGUAGUCAGAAAGAUAGUAGAUGCUAUCCUGAAGGAAAAAGUGUACUUGUAUAUACCAAGAUUUUUAUACAUCCUGAUGUUUUUAAAAAGUGUCCUGCCCAUCAAGUUGAGACUGCUCAUAACUGAAUUUAUAGGCGCCUUCAAUUUUAUGGAUAGCUUCGUUGGAAAGAAAAAGAACUAAUGACUAACUCUAUGGCUGAUGUCAUCUAAAACCCAACAUCUAAAACCCAACAUACUGUUUAUUUCAAUGAAGAGAAGGAUUUUUGUCUGAUAGAAUAUAUCUGGAGACGAUAAGUACCAUUCUUGUUCUUCUAUCUGGGCUGGAAUAUUCAGCCAAUACUUUUGUAAAUAAGGUUGCCAUCUGCUUGUUUGUUGAGUGCAUUUUUUCCAUAUUACCUAAUAAUAGACAAACAUGUAAAUUGACCUCCAUUUUUUCAUAUUACCUAAUAAUAGACAAACAUGUACCUCCACUAUGCCCACAGCCAAUCAGAGUGAGUAUGCAAAUUAACCCAACAAAGAUGGUGGUUAAUUUGCAUACAUACCUGGGUCCUGGGGACCUCUUCGGCACCCAGGUCACUCCCACCGGAGGGGGGGGGGCCUUCCCAAGCCUAAAGCCUGGGGUGGAGGCUUAAUGCUUGGGAAAGGGCCGAGCCUGCGAUCAGAGGGAAGGGGAAAAAAAAUCAAUGGAAACAUAUCCUCAGGUGAGGAUAAAAAUAAAGAAAGAAAUGUCAUAU
Molecule: messenger RNA, 1715 nt
Organism: Eptesicus fuscus (big brown bat)
Lineage: Eukaryota; Metazoa; Chordata; Mammalia; Chiroptera; Vespertilionidae
Gene: SDR16C5
Product: short chain dehydrogenase/reductase family 16C member 5
Exons: 8
Coding region: 236-1162 (308 amino acids)
Biological process (GO): retinal metabolic process; retinol metabolic process
Cellular component (GO): lipid droplet
Molecular function (GO): all-trans-retinol dehydrogenase (NAD+) activity
Source: RefSeq, a predicted model, not a curated record